This is a messenger RNA of Girardinichthys multiradiatus, 6249 nucleotides long. RefSeq names its product SAM and SH3 domain containing 1a (gene sash1a). Bases 1054 to 5673 code for a protein of 1539 amino acids. NCBI's taxonomy places the organism in Eukaryota, Metazoa, Chordata, Actinopteri, Cyprinodontiformes, Goodeidae. The transcript is spliced from 20 exons. Gene Ontology annotation, molecular function: protein binding. The record is from RefSeq and is a predicted model, not a curated record.
UAGAGGCUGCAGUGCCGCUGUUCCACAGUUACCACAUAGAGGGAGCUCAUGCGUGUGGAUAAACCAAAGCAUGGAAACGCUGAAUGAGUAAGUGUGUGUGUGUGUGUGUGUGUGCACAAGCAAGAGAAGAGAAGGGGAGAGGUGCAGUCAGUAGACGAAAUCACAUCUUUGGGGAGUAAUAAUGUCAAACAUAGCAGCAGAGGGAGUGAUCUGUGCGGGCCGUUUCACCAGACUAUUCUGUUUCGGACUAACUUCAGACAAGUCAGUGGGAAGCUGGUGACCCAGAGGAAGCCACGAGGGCAGCGCGACAAGUUCAGAGAGGGGAGAGGAGAAUAAAAAAAGAUUUUGGUCACUAUUUUUAAAUGGGAGAUUCGGAAAAGGGGGCGUGGACGCCAUUGGAGCGGCAGCAGCAGAAAGCGUGCUGGUUCUUGGCCGCGGCAGCUCCAGAAUACAGUGAAGUGCCGGCCGGAGGAGGAACUGGACAGAGCGUAGACUCGGCGGUUUAGACGCAGAUCCUCUGUAGGUUUUUUUUUUGUUUUUGUUUUGUUUUGUUUGUGUAUUAUUGAAGAAUCCCAUUCGGUUCAUUAGUGGAUUUAUAUCUCCUGUCGUAUGUUGUGGUCGACACAGAGAAAGGACUCGAGAAAGACAGUAGGAGCAGUUGAAGCAGUGCUUCGCCAUGCGUAACGGAUGAAAUCUGAUUUUACAGCAGUUUGAAUGACAGCAGUUGGAGACAUCUGACUGUUGAAGGGAGCCUUGUUGCGCACAACAAACCAAACUGGAGGAGAAGAAAUUAAUCUCUAAAUAAAACGAGUGGAAUUUGAAAGCGGUCCCGUAUGAAUGUAUUUCUGAAAACUGAAAAGUAGCUACAGCUGUUUUUGAUGGUUUUAACGUGCUAAUGCAAGCCUUUGGUAUGGAUUAUUCACAAAGUGUUUAAUCCAAUUCUUUACGCCCCUAGUCUCAACGUUAAAGCCACUGUAUGUCCCUGACUGAGAAUGCGUUUGAGACGCAGAACGGGAAAUUAAGGGCCACCUGAGUUUCCUUAAUACAGCCAAAAUGACAAGCAACGGACCUGUCAUUGUCUUCGAGUGGCUGAAGACUCUCCAGCUAUCCCAGUAUGUCGAGUCCUUCGUGGAUAACGGAUAUGAUGAUCUAGAAGUUUGCAAACAAAUAGGAGACCCUGACUUGGAUGCCAUCGGGGUCUACAUCCCUCACCACAGACAGAGGAUCCACGACGCGGUGAGAAGGUUGAAGGAGGAAGCCAAAGAGACGGCCAGCGGACUGUACUUCACCCUUGAGCCGAUGCCGACCGCGGCAGAGAUUUACACGGGUCACACGGUGGAGCAGGAGUCCAAGCUGCGGGGAUCCAGGUCCUGGACAGAGCCCGACCGAAUCGGGCGUAACGGGGGCUACAUUGGCACGCAAAGAAAUCUGACGCUGGGCAACAGGAGGGAGUUGGUGAUGUACCCUAAGUUGAAGCUGAAGAUCAUGAUCAGGGAUAAACUCAUCAGAGAUGGCAUCAAUCUUGCAAGACCGCCCUACUCUAAUAAGGAUGGUUCUCUGGGCAACAUAGAUGACCUUGCCCAGGAGUACUCUGAGUACUACAACACCUGCUUCAGUGACGUCAGUGACCGCAUGGAAGAGCUACGCAAACGCCAAGUCUCCCAAGAGCUUGACAUGGAGAAACAGGACCCAAGCAGCACCUCUCUCCAACUGCGCAGUGAGAUCCAGGAAUCUCUUGGCUUUAGCAGUGAGAUGUCCACUCCUGAAACAGACAGAAAAAUGCCUCUGCACAAGUCCAGCUCUGAAGAUGGAUCUGGAGGCAAAUGGGACAAUAAAAAGAAAAACAAAUCUUUUUGGCAGAACUUCCGCAAAUCUCAGCACAAACCUGUUACUCGACAGUCAUCCAAAGGAGAAGAUAUCGGCUAUGUGGCCAGCGAGAUCACUAUGAGCGACGAAGAGCGGAUUCAGCUGAUGAUGAUGGUGAAAGAGAAAAUGAUCACUGUAGAAGAAGCUCUGGCUCGGCUUAAGGAGUAUGAGCGCAGCAAACAGUCCAGCAGUACUGACACUGCAGAGUGGACUGACGGAUCUGCAGCCAAUCUAAACCAGUCCUCAAAUUGCAAUUCCCGUGAACAGUCGGAUGAUGAGCAAUCUGAGGACUCUGUGAAGUUCAAAAGGCUUCACAAACUGGUCAAUUCAACACGGCGAGUCAGGAAAAAGCUCAUCAAGGUUGAAGAGGGCAAAAAACAUUCUCCUGAAGAUUUUCUAAAUUUGGAAACACCCUGUUGUGAGGACAAGACAGCUCUGUACACAGGGGUUCUAAAAAAAAACCCUUUGCCUCAGGAGGCCUCCCUGCCCUCUCUUAUCCAUGACCAACUGUCUCUGGAUGGAGAUACAGACAGUUUGACAACAUCCCCUUCAUCCAGCAGCCUUGACACCUGGUCUGGACACAAGCUUGUAAAAACCUUUAGUAAGUGUUCCAGCACCCACGGCCUCAUCAAGCCUCCGAGGAGAACUGCAGCCGACUCGAGGGACUUGGGAGGCUCCAUCUCUGGUGUCGCAGGAAGUGGCUCUUCCUUUUCACAGCUCGAUGGAUGUGGGCUUGACGACGAGGAAAAGCUGUCACGCUCCACAACAGACAGCGAGAUGAGGAAGGCGCUGAGCUCCAUAUCUCACGGGGUAAGUAACAACGAAGCCCUUUACGCCUUCUAUGGCCUCACCAAACCUCGCCCCAAACCCCAUUCCCAGUCCCGUCUUCUGAUUUCCGUGGAUGACGGCCAGCAAGGCAGUCCCAAACAUCAAUCAUCCAGCCGCCACCAUGGUAGCUGGACCCACCGGAAACACGACCCCAACUAUGCUUACUCCACCAAGCACCUUCUGUACCAGCGCUCACGCAGUGCCAAGUCCCCCAUGUCACCCCUGUCUGUCAGCCCCUCCUCCCCUGUCCGCUGUGACGUAACAAAAUCAAAAGGUUUCGCAACCGGAGGAGGGGGCUGGGUGUUCCCUCCCCGGAGACUGCGAGGCCGAACUGCAGUCAGCGAGCUGAACAUCACCUACGUUGUAGAGCGAAGCCUGUAUGGUCACCUGAACUGGGCCCAGCUGGUGCGCCCAGUCACCCUCAGCCGCACUGAGCGUCGCUGUCUGCUCGAGGAGGACCGUGAGGUGGACAGGAAAUGGGCAGCCAGCGUGGACCGCUGCACCAAGCGUGUGCUGUUGCGCAUCCAGCAGAAGUCUAGAACAUGCAGCUUCGGGGGCUUCGACCUGUCCAAUCGUUCUCUCCAUGUGGUCAACACAGCCUCUGAGGCCAAUCAUAAGGAACAGGAGGCAAUAUACAGAGAAGUGGUGAAAUCUCCCAACACCACUCGGAUCUCCCUGGGCAAGAAAGUCAAGUCGGUGAAGGAGACGAUGAGAAAACGCAUGUCAAAGAAGUACAGCAGCUCGCUUUCUGAGCAGUCCAGUCCUGACGGAGCCCCUGGUUCCCCACAGUCUCCUCUGCCAGACACCGACUCCUUGGAGAAACCGAAACUGAAGGCCGGAGGCUCCGUGGAAAGCCUGCGCAGUUCACUCAGUGGCCAGAGUUCAAUGAGUGGUCAGACAGUGAGCACCACUGACUCAUCGGCCAGCAACAGAGAGAGCGUGAAGUCAGAGGAAGGAGACGACGAAGAGCCGCCUUACAGGGGACCCUUCUGCGGCCGUGCUCGAGUCCACGCAGACUUUACUCCCAGCCCCUAUGAUACCGACUCCCUUAAACUGAAGAGAGGGGAUGUGAUUGACAUUAUCAGUAAGCCCCCCAUGGGAACGUGGAUGGGUCUGCUCAACAACAAAGUGGGCACCUUCAAGUUCAUCUAUGUGGAUGUGCUGAGUGAGGAAGAAGAGAAGCCUAAAAGGCCCGUUAGAAGGAGGAGAAAGGGCCGACCACCCAAACCCACGUCAGUGGAGGAUUUACUGGAGCGGAUAAACCUCAAGGAGCACAUGCCCACUUUUUUGUUCAAUGGCUACGAAGACUUGGACACGUUCAAGCUGCUGGAAGAAGAAGACCUGGAUGAGCUGAACAUCAAAGAUCCUCAGCACAGAGCUGUGCUGCUUACAGCUGUGGAACUGCUGCAGGAGUAUGACAGCAGCAGUGAUCCAGAGCGCAGCGGAUUGUCGGGUUCCCAGGAGAAGCUGUUGUCGGAGACUCGAGGCCUUGUAGGGGACUCCCCGAGGGAUUCUGGGUGCUAUGAGAGCAAUGAAAAUCUGGAAAAUGGGAAAAACAGAAAAGCAUCCCGAUCCAGUCGCUCUUCAGCAGGAAUGCAGUCUCCUGACUAUCCUACACUGCCUAUGACACUUUCUACAGAGGCUCUGCAACAAAAUGGCAAAAACCAGCGUUCAAAGUUCCCUAAAAGCUUCUUCAUCAAACCCUCCCUGAAAGGUUUCAACUUGCUGGGACUCCGCAAACCCCACAGACGAUCCCCUAUCCCGGCUAGCCGCAGUUGUGAGGACCUUGAUGGUCCCGCGCAGCCAUCUGGGCUCUGGAAACGUUCUCACUCUCUGGGAGAUCUGCACCACCUCGAGCAGACCAAUGAUCUUAAUAUGGUGGUUAAAACACCAAAGCAGGUAGCCAACCCGGGCAGCAACAGUCCGGUCAAGGUCUACAGGGAGGAGCGUUCUGCAGUCCAAAAAGGAGUUACAGCAGUAAGUCCUAAAGGAAGGUCUAACAGACCACCCAUACCCUCCCAGCUUCCUCUCCGCUCCCAGUGUCCAACAGCCCAUUCUCCCAAACGUCCAGAGCCUCUUUCUAGUCCCACUCCAAGUCCUCCUGAUUCUAGUGCAAGUGGAGAGAGAAUCAUCCUGACACUUCCCAAAAAGCCUCCCAUUCCACCUCCUGUUCCCGCCAAAAAAUCCAGAGAAAGACUUGUCAAUGGAGUUCGUCACCCGUCUCUCUCCCUGCCCUCCUCCCCAUCCCCCACCGCCUCACCUACACACUCCCUUAAUCGUUCCCAACCGAGUAGCCCCUUAAUUCACGGCAUUAGCCCGAGCCCUGCUCUCAGCGCCCCAGCUCUCCCUGCCAAGACCCUCAGCCCUCCUGUCAGUCCAUGUGCCACCUUAUCUUCAUCGUCUAUAGGUGAAGAAUCAGGCUCCCCUCCAGCAGUGCAGCCUCCCUGGCUCUCAGAUCUUGGAGGUAAAAUGGCUGUGACAAGGAAGCUCUCCCACACCAAGAUGAUUCCUGAUCUGCACACCCUUCUGGAGCAACAGCUGCAGGCUGAAAGCAUCGAUCUGACUGAGGAGCCUUACUCUGACAAGCACGGCCGAUGUGGCAUUCCACAGGCGCUGAUCCAACGUUACUCCGAGGACUUGGAGCAGCCAGUCAAAGACGUGGCCUCCACCAUGGACCAGCUCAGGGUCAAAGAGCUACGAAAACAGCACCGUAUGGCUAUCCCCUCUGGAGGUUUGACGGAGAUGUCCCGGAAGCCCUUAACCUUGGGCAACAUCAGCACGGUCUCCAACUGGCUUGUCUCCAUUGGCCUGCCCAUGUACGCCCCAUCUCUGGCGGCAGCGGGCGUUGACACACUGAGGCGUGUGGCCUUGUUAACGGAGAGCACCCUGAGGGAGGCCGGGGUGCGGGACGAGAGGCACACCCGCCGCCUUAUCAGCGAGGCCCGACUGGUCAGUGUGCACAGAGGGAUACAGUCCUAAUCUCAGAGCCUACCCGCUGUUCAAACGAACCAGGAGGUAGACACACAAUUAAGUGAGCACAGCACUAAAGUAUACUCAAAAGAGCUAUCCCUUCUUUAAUGUUUACGGCGUUAAGAACCAAGAGAAGAUAUCAUAUGCCUUUCGAAAAAUAAAUGAAGACUGACUACUCUGUUGGAUUUCUUCCAUUCUAAGGACACCCCUAAAGUCUAUUUAAAGACUUGGAUUUGCCUUUAAGGAUGAUAGCACACUCUUUUUGUAAGAUUACAUUUUUUUUUUCCUUUUUUGCUAAUCUAUAUAAAUGGUUUACUUACUUCCUACAUAUUCCAUGGUUGAACCAUUUUUCAUCUGUUACAGCAAGGCAGGUCAAAGUCUAAAUGAACAGAACACACCAAACAGUGGAUUACAGGUGGCUUAUUUUGUAUCAUGUUUCUGUAUAAUAGCACAAAUUACAUCAUAAUUCCAAAAAUAAUCUACAUGUUAAAGUUUGUGUUUGCUUUUGGAAUGUUGCAGCCCUUUUACAGGUCCCUUUGCAGUCAUUUGGAAAAAAUAAAAACCCACGAUGUCUUUAUAUUUCAA